AGGCUCUCCUCCUGCUUCGCACCUGCACCCCUGUUGUAUGCUCUAUACCGCACUCGCCAGGCGGAGCCGUUUCCCCGCACUAUUUCGGUACUAUAGUAGAUCCGCCAAGAUGUCUUUGAAGGCUAUCUCCUCGAAGGAUGCUGCUUCCCUAGACAAAGACCUUGUGGAAAUAGGUGGAUGGUCCUUGGACCAACUGAUGGAGCUAGCCGGACUCUCUGUUUCCCAAGCUGUCUACCGUAUUCAUCCCCCAAGCUCAGGUAAGGAUGUUCUCGUUGUCUGCGGACCAGGAAACAACGGCGGCGAUGGCCUGGUAGCCGCUCGCCAUCUAGCUCAAUACGGCUACAAGCCAUCCAUCUACUACCCCAAGCAGGGCAAGAACGAACUCUACCAGCGUCUGAAAACCCAACUCGAGAACCUCUCCGUCCCCUUUGUUUCCGAUCUAGCAGUCGCCAUCAAAUCAACCGAUUUCCUAGUCGACGCUAUCUUCGGCUUCUCCUUCGGCGGCCCCCUGCGUGAACCUUUCCCAACCAUCAUCUCCCAGAUCGAAACAGCCACCAUUCCCGUGUUGAGUGUCGAUGCACCUAGUUCUUGGGAUAUUGAGAGUGGACCCCCCAAAGAGGGCCCAGGCUCAAAGUUCAUGCCAGAAGCACUCAUCAGUUUGACAGCCCCCAAGCCCUGCGUGAAGUAUUACAAGGGGCGACACUUCCUUGGAGGGAGGUUCCUGACGAAGAGUAUUGCGGAGAAGUAUGGGUUGGAUCUUCCCCAAUACCCUGGCAUUGAUCAGAUUGUCGAGGUUGGUGUUGAUGCGGAGGGAAGGCUUUGAAUAGAAUCGGGUCUCUUUCUGGACUCGAAUAGUUGACAUGCUCUGUAAUACAAAGGUAUGGUUCUUGCGUUCGGGAUCGGGUUGGAAAUAUAGUAUACCUUCUCAGAGUUGUAGUCACAUUAGAUGGGUAGUCACAUUGGAUGGGUUAUCCUACACAAUACCAAGGAUUGU
This is a messenger RNA of Aspergillus ibericus CBS 121593, 994 nucleotides long. Its product is annotated as NADHX epimerase. NCBI's taxonomy places the organism in Eukaryota, Fungi, Ascomycota, Eurotiomycetes, Eurotiales, Aspergillaceae. The transcript has 6 exons. Gene Ontology annotation, cellular component: mitochondrion. Bases 38 to 823 code for a protein of 261 amino acids. The record is from RefSeq and is a predicted model, not a curated record. Gene Ontology annotation, molecular function: NAD(P)HX epimerase activity.